GUAGAUACAAAAUUGCAAAAAAAAUACAUAUGCAGUAUAUCUAAUAUAAAAGUUAAAAAAACAAUUUAAGGGGUAGAAGUAGGAACAUGUGAUUUAAAUUUCCAUAUUGGAUGACUAACAGUAGAAUUUGUCGUAGAAUUACAAGCAAAAAUAUAAACGCCAAUUGGUCCUGGAAACGCAUACUCAUCUUUGAAAUUGGAGGUUCGGAUGGAUACUAUUGGAUCAAGGUGUUCAAGAUUAGGAGGAAAAAAUUGCCAAAGUUGAAAUUGUGAUAGAGGAGAGUUACUAGUAAGAGAGAGCGCUUUGCCUGCAACGUAUGUGACUACCAAACCACUUUUAGAGUGAGAAAUCUUAUAAUUUUUUUGAUCACCAGUUAAAGC
Messenger RNA from Rhizophagus irregularis DAOM 181602=DAOM 197198, 380 nucleotides. NCBI's taxonomy places the organism in Eukaryota, Fungi, Glomeromycota, Glomeromycetes, Glomerales, Glomeraceae. The record is from RefSeq and is a predicted model, not a curated record.